AUCAUUAUAUAAGGUUUCAAAAAUCAAAAUCAAAUUAUCAAGUUUAUGGCAACUCAAAGAAACCAGUACACGGAAUUUCUCUUUGUGAAUGUUCCACUAAAAAGGAAAAACAGCUUGCAUAUGAAGGAACUGCGUAGUUGAGGGGGGAAAAAACACUAGAUUCCUUGAUUGUUUUCUUUUCUUUCUUUUGGAAUUGGAAUGGUUAUUGGUACGUGGAAAUAUUCUGUACAUUUCUUGUCUAAAAGCCUUUUGAAGGUUGUUCCUUUAAGAGCAUAAGGAAAAGAGAGACACAAAAUGCUUGAGGUUUGGCUUUCUCUCAAGAAGACACUUCAAUGCAAACCACACCCAAAUCAAGUUCACGAUCCAAAGACAAUUAGGUUGCAAAAGGGUAAUCAGAGAACAAAGUCAGGUAAUCUUGAGAGUUCAAACACCAAAGAUUUCAUCCAAGGAAGCAAAAGACACUUAAAAAAUCAACCAAGUUUCAAAGGGGACAUUGACAUCACUCAUCCCAUUACACAUGAAAUUGUUCUUGAUAGGUCAAACAGUAAAAUUUGUCGAUGUUGUCCUUGUCCACAAAGCAGUAGCGAUAGUAAAGGUUCGGAGGGUUCUCAUAGAACAGGAAGGUUAGCUACAUCUUCAAAGAUAACCAAGUCUCUUGAUUACAAUGAAGCAAGUGUUUCCUCCAACACAAGGAUGUUGGUUCAGAUGGACUCUGAUGGCUUUUCAACAUUGACAUGUCAUAAAUGUGGAGAGAAAUUAAAAAAUCUUGAUGCUGUAGAAGCACACCAUAUCUCCGAGCAUUCAGUCACUGAACUUGAAGAAGAUUCAUCUAGACAGAUUAUAGAAACAAUAUGUGGAACAAACUCCGUUAAUUCUGAAAACAUGUUGGGGAAGAUUGAUUGCAUCUUAAAGGUUCUGAACAUACCAAAAACCUUUGCUUGCUUUGAGGAAUAUAGAGAAAUGGUGAAAGAUAAGGCUGAUAAGCUACAAAGGAAACACCCUCGUUGUGUGGUUGAUGGAAAUGAACUUUUAAGGUUCCAUGGCACAACUAUUGCAUGCUCUCUUGGCAAAAACAGUUCUUAUAGUCUAUGCACUUUAGACUACUGUGGUAUAUGUCAAAUUCUGAGACAUGGUUUUUCCACCAACAAGGAAUUCCGAGGUGCAUUGGGGGUUUACACCGCUUCCACAAGUGGGAAAGCCUUUGAUUCCAUUUCCAUUAUGACAUCACAUGAGAGACCCUUUCCAAGAAAAUCUGUCAUAGUAUGCAGAGUAAUAGCUGGGAGAAUUUAUAGUCCUAUUGAAGAAAUUGAAGAAAAGGUUGAUUCAGAGUUUGAUUCAUUGGCAGAAAAAACAAGUGGUUAUUCAGAUGUUGAAGAACUCUAUGUGUUAAAUCCCAAAGCCUUGCUUCCUUGCUUUGUGGUAAUUUUCAAGCAACAAACAGCUAAGACUAGAAGGUUCAACUCGAGUUUCAGGAUAAGUAGCUUUUAGCACCAAGGUUCACGUGUUAAAGUAGUGAUUCUUCUCAAAUAUUUUAGAGAUUCCAUAUAUUUUAUUUGCUCGUGAUGCAUUUAUAAAGCACCAUUCAAAAUCUGUAUAACAUUCUAGCCAGUUGGAUUAACAGUAUUUUUAGCCGUUGCAGGCUAGAAACAAUAACAUAUAUUCAUUGAUAUUACGGUUAA
Cajanus cajan (pigeon pea) is the source of this 1679-nucleotide messenger RNA. RefSeq lists its product as uncharacterized. NCBI's taxonomy places the organism in Eukaryota, Viridiplantae, Streptophyta, Magnoliopsida, Fabales, Fabaceae. The record is from RefSeq and is a predicted model, not a curated record.